Molecule: messenger RNA, 2197 nt
Organism: Cynoglossus semilaevis (tongue sole)
Lineage: Eukaryota; Metazoa; Chordata; Actinopteri; Pleuronectiformes; Cynoglossidae
Gene: klhl40b
Product: kelch-like family member 40b
Exons: 6
Coding region: 209-2047 (612 amino acids)
Molecular function (GO): protein binding
Source: RefSeq, a predicted model, not a curated record
AGAAAAGCCCCCUCGCUCCACACUGAAGCCCAGAUCUAUAAAUAGCCCACCAGUUGGAGCUCAGUUGAAGAGUCUGGACAGCUGAGUAAGAGGUCUGCCCCCUGGUUCAGCUGGUGUGAGCCACUCGCACAUUGUGUGAAACAAGAAAAGAAGAGACGCUUUCUGUCGGUUUUCGGCCCCUUGAAGGCACCACACUCCGCCAGGAAACAUGGCUUUAUCUAUGAACCCCACGGACGAGCCCAGGGUGUACCAGCAGACACUGCUCCAGGACGGCCUCUACGACCUGCUGGAGAACGACAAGCUGGUGGACUGCGUGCUGAAGAUCAAAGACAAGGAGUUUCCGUGCCACCGGCUGGUCCUGUGUGCCUGCAGCUCCUUCUUUCGCUCCAUUUUUCUGUCAGACCUGGACGAGAGCAAGAAGAGGGAGAUCGUGCUGGAGGACGUGGAGCCCGGGGUCAUGGGUCUGAUCCUCAAGUAUCUGUACACGUCCAAGAUCAACGUGACAGAACAAAAUGUCCAGGACAUCUUUGCCGUGGCUAAUUUGUAUCAGAUCCCUUCCAUUUUCACCGUGUGUGUCUCCUUCUUACAAAAGCGUCUGAGCCUCAGCAACUGUCUGGCGGUCUUCAGGCUCGGCCUGAUGCUGGACUGUCCCAGGUUGGCCGUCUCCGCCCGAAACUACGCCUGCGAGAGAUUCCACCUCAUCUCCAGAGAUGAGGACUUCCUUCAGCUGCUCCCCAGUGAACUGGCAGCUAUUUUAGCCAAUGACAACCUGAACGUAGAGACAGAGGAGGCCGUGUUCGAGGCCUUGAUGAACUGGGUUUCUAGAGAUGCAGCCAACAGAGAGAAAGAACUUCCAGGUCUGCUGGACUGUGUUCGUUUACGUUUGGUCAAUGAGAUUUACUUGAAAGAGAAGGUGGAGAAAAACGCGCUGAUUUCCUCAAAUCCCGAGAUGCAACAAAAACUCCAGAUGGUUAGAGACGCUCGUGAGGGGAAAAUGCCCGAGGUAAAAAAAAGUAAGAAGGAGGAAGGUGGAGCGGGGGAGGAAGGUGAGGCAGAAGACAAGGAGGAAGAGGAAGAUCUGCUUCCAGGCAUCUUGAACGAUAACCUUAGAUUUGGCAUGUUUGCCAGGGACUUGAUAUUGAUGAUAAAUGAAACAGGAGCUGUGGCCUAUGACCCGGCAGAGAACGACUGCUUUGUAGCAUCACUUUCCACUCAAGUUCCUAAAAACCACACCAGUCUGGUGACCAGGGAGAACCAGGUGUUUGUGGCAGGAGGUUUGUUCUACGAUGAACAGAACAAGGAGGAUCCUCUGUGCUCCUACUUCCUGCAGUAUGACCCGGCCAGUGCUGAUUGGCUAGGAAUGCCUCCUGUCCCGUCCCCGCGCUUCUUGUUCGGCCUGGCCGAGGCAGAGAACUGCAUCUUUGUGGUGGCAGGGAAGGAGCUGAAGGAGCAGGAGGAGACACUGGCCUCAGUGUUGGUCUACGACCGACAAUCUUUUAAAUGGGGCGAAUCAGAACCAGUGCCUUACCAAGUCUACGGCCACGCAACGAUAUCCCACAAUGAUCUGGUCUAUGUGAUUGGAGGGAAGGAUGAAAACAAGAGCUGCUUAAAGAAGAUGUGUGUUUACAACGCCAAGAGGUUUGAAUGGAAGGAGCUGGCGCCCAUGAAGACUGCACGCUCCUUAUUUGGAGUCACGGUUCAUAACAACCAAAUCUAUGUGGCAGCGGGAGUCACUGACAGUGGACUGACAGACACUGUGGAGGUGUACGACAUCGCCACCAACAAGUGGUCGGACUUCACAGAGUUUCCUCAGGAGCGGAGCUCUCUGAACAUCCUGUCUCUGGCUGGUUCACUCUACGCUGUAGGAGGCUUCGCCAUGAUGCCUUUGGAGGACAGUGAAGAAAUUGUUCCCAAAGAGAUGAACGACAUCUGGAGAUAUAAUGAGUCAGAGAAGAAUUGGACUGGGAUCCUGAGAGAGAUCCAGUACGCUUCUGGGGCCACGAUUAUGGGCGUCCGCCUCAACACUGUGCGUCUCACCAAGAUGUGAUACCAGUUCAGUCAAGUCCAGCUGGGUACAAGGUCCCAGUGACCACAAAACAUCAAGAACUGCUCGUGUGUCAAGUCUUCUCCUCUGUUACUGUGUUGUAAUUACAGCUACUAAGUAUCUGCUCUGUUUUAAAAGAGAUUCUUUUUCAAA